Messenger RNA from Oncorhynchus keta (chum salmon), 1561 nucleotides. Its product is annotated as guanine nucleotide-binding protein subunit alpha-12-like. Lineage: Eukaryota; Metazoa; Chordata; Actinopteri; Salmoniformes; Salmonidae. The record is from RefSeq and is a predicted model, not a curated record. Bases 958 to 1302 code for a protein of 114 amino acids. The transcript has a single exon. Gene Ontology annotation, molecular function: G-protein beta/gamma-subunit complex binding; GTPase activity; D5 dopamine receptor binding. Gene Ontology annotation, biological process: Rho protein signal transduction; adenylate cyclase-modulating G protein-coupled receptor signaling pathway. Gene Ontology annotation, cellular component: heterotrimeric G-protein complex; brush border membrane.
UUCUUUCUCGACGCCUCCCGUAGUGAUAGAGUGGUGUUGAGUCGCCCCCUAUCUGCCGUCCAGAGUAGUGCUGCAGCAGUCUUAGACCAGACCAAGACAGUAUGUGGAACAGCCCACUACAACUACAGCCCAACUCCGUGUGGGCCACGAUUGAGGCCAAAUGCAUUUAUAUAGCUUCCAAAAUAAAUAAAAACAAUUCAGCGGUGAGUGCCAAUAUGGAGGCUCAGUGGCUUCAAAACAGCACCCCCUGUUAGUCACCUAGUGUAUAUAUAAAUCACUGGGCCAGACUCUCGCUCCCACUCCUGCCUUUUUGUCCGUGUUCUCAAGUUCAGAAAUCCCCUGGGAAUCCUCCUAAUCUACAUCGAGGCAACAUUUGCUUUUAUUUUACUGAAGUUUGUUUGUUAGGCUAAACUUUAGUCGAGAUACGCGGACGGUGAUAUCGUUUUAUACUGAGUUGAACGCUUGUUGGACGACUUUAAUCUCGGUGGUGGUUGUGUUGUUUUUUUCCCCUCUUGUCCACUUCGCUGGUUCUUUAUUUGAGAAGAGAACAACACAUCCAACUCUAAACCAAAAUGGACACGGGAGUAUCUCCAGCUCGCGCAACUCUGCGGGUCGGCGCAUAACGGAUACAUAAACAGGAUCUAUUUUAAUGGACGACAAAAUCUUCUCUUUUCAUUUUGAUAAUCCUAACCACUUAAACUUUUAGGCUAAUAUAAAUGUAUUAAAGCGGAGUGGAGUGGAUUAUCUCGUAUCAUGUCAAGGAUUUUGAUAUCGAAAUAGCCUAAUUUCUCACUUUUUUCCCUCGGAGUGGAAUGAGACAAUCUGGGGGUUUAUAUCAGUUGGAUAACAUGGUAUAAUCGAACCGUAGCCUAUUGAAUGGGAGUGUCGACUGGACUCUUCUCGUAUUAUGAAACGGUUCUGCUGAAGUUUGGUGGGUUGGUUGGUUAAACACGGACCAUGUCGGGAGUUGUGCGGAGCCUGAGCCGCUGCCUGCUGCCGGCCGAGGCCACCCGAGAGGCGGGCGGCAGCAAGGACAGGAUCCGGGAAAGGGACGCGGUGCAGGAGCGAGAGGCUCGGCGGAGGAGCCGGGAGAUUGAUGCCAUGCUUGCACGAGAGAGGCGUGCUGUGAGGCGGCUCGUGAAGAUCCUGCUCCUCGGUGCUGGAGAGAGCGGCAAAUCGACCUUCCUCAAACAGAUGAGGAUUAUUAAUGGGAAAGAGUUCGACAAGAAAGCUCUACUCGACUUCCGGGACACAAUCUUUGAGAAUAUCAUAAAGGUAGCCAAAAUAAAUACUUUUAGAUAAGAGUUGUGACUCAUGCAGUGAACAGGCCUAUGUUAUUGUAGCAUGGCAUUUCUCCAAGAGAAAACAACGUUAUUCAAUCAAUUCCCCGCGCACGGUAUUGACGCGCAUUAGGCAGAGGCCCGUCCUCGUUAGUUCAAUUCAAAAGCUCAAGUUCUGAGUGUUGAUCUCAUUGACACUGGAUAUUAGAUCCAAGUCAGCUUAUUCUCUACUGUAUAUGUAGUUUGUCUCCUGGAAACUGAUCCCAAGUCAGCUUCUACCC